This is a messenger RNA of Silurus meridionalis, 5031 nucleotides long. RefSeq lists its product as uncharacterized. Bases 1 to 3465 code for a protein of 1154 amino acids. The record is from RefSeq and is a predicted model, not a curated record. NCBI's taxonomy places the organism in Eukaryota, Metazoa, Chordata, Actinopteri, Siluriformes, Siluridae. The transcript has 31 exons.
AUGAAGAGUACAGUACAAGAGGAGGGAACUGCAGAAGGAGAAUCAUCGUUAGAUUUACAGGAGGCUAAAGAAUGUAAUGCUCCAGACACAGCUGAAGUUCCACCAAAAACUACCAGGCGAAGUAAGAAGCUUUUGACUAAUUUGGCUGCAACACGAAAGAAGAAAUGCAACAAACCAGAAGCUGCUGCUGACAUUAAAACAGAAAGUCAAUAUGAGAAUAACCAUGAAUCCAUUUUGACGGCAGCAGGCAGUCCUGUCCAGGAUGAAAGACUUCAGAUGCAAGCAGCUGUUGUGCUGGAAAAGACCCCCCCAAGGCAGCUAAAUUCUCUAAGCCCUUCAAAAGUCCAGUGCAAAAAUCAAGACUUGGAGCCCUCAAUGAGCUCUAAUGCUUCUUCAUCUAGCAUCGAGUGUUCUACUCAGCAGACAAGAAAGCAAAGAGCAGGAAGGGUGAAGCGCGAUCUGUCCACUAGUGGGAAGUUGGGAAGUAGAGAAAAAAUGAUAGAUCAGGAUGUGGCUGAACCUGUGAGCACAAUGGGUCUAUUAGAGCAAAUCAUCCAGGAAUCGGAAAAUCCGGAAGAAGACAACUCUAUGAAUGAGAACCUGAUAGAUUUAUCAUGCCUGCCUGAUUUAGAUAGUCAGAUGUUCCAAAGAAGGCCAAUGGUAGUGUUAUCUCGUGAAGAGGUGGAUAUGGUCUUCCAUGCUCCUGACCACAGUGAUGAUGAGGAUCCAUCUGUGAGUCCUCUGGAUCUAUCAUUAAACACAGAGCUCUCUUUUCCACUUCAGUGCAGCAAGCUCUUGAUGGAUGAUGAAGAAGCUGAGGUUGAGGAUUGUGUGUUUGAAGAAAAUGAGGAAAGAACAAACGAGAGAGCUUCUUGUGAAGAAAGGACGUAUGAAGAUCUGGAGCUAACAGAGUCUGCACAGGCACAACCUGAUAUCUCAAACAUCAGAGACAUUCCUUCCUGCUUAAAAUCAGAGGUGUGCAGUCAGCCAGAAGUAGGUCCAAGCAAAGUAACAACCUCAUGCUCAAUGGAGGAGACUAAACCUCAUCUCCACCCAAUGGCUUGUAAGGAUGGGACAACAGCACUUGAAAGUUCUCCACCUCUGGUUGAUGAUAACGUGGAUCCUUUCUGCAAGAAUCCAGAUACACCCAUGGCCCAAGAAACAACCACCAGUGAACCUAUUUCACAUGGCACUUCAUUGGUGAUCUCAAAUGUCAUGGAGCAAUCUGAGAAAUAUAUGCCUCCAAUCUUACCUAAAGAGUCUGCACCAGCUUCCUCUGAAAUUACGCCCUAUUCAAAGCCGACCCCAAUAGAAAGCGAACUGGGAUCACUGAGGUCUCUACAGGCAACUCAAGAACCGAAGGAGGAAUUGCAAACAUCUCUGGAGGGACAAACUUGGGAUACGUUGCAUGACUUAUCAGAAAAUAUAAAGGGUACACAGGAAUCUCUGAUUGCAAGUCCAGAAGUAAAAGUUAGAAUGCAAGGUUGUGCAGUUGCACCAGAGCUCAAGGAAGACUUCCAGGAAGACGUGUCUGUUCAAGCCAGUAGUGCCGCUGGUUCUUCUGAGCUUUGCAUCAAACCAACAAGGAGGAGCAGAAUUCUGAAGCCUAAACCUAACCUGAGUCAGAAAUCUAGAGGCCCAGCUCUCCUAAGCCAAAGACGAAACCUCAAGACUCACAGUACUUUUGAACCCAAGAGCAGCCAGCCUUCUGUCUCCACUGAGAGGCUGCCUCAUAGUCCUGCUACAGACCAACACAAUGCAUUUGAAGACAUCAGUAUGCAGAAGCUCAACAAAGAUGUGGAGACAUCUCAGUCACAUGCAAUGGAUCAAAUGGAAUCUGAAUCAGUUCCAGAUCUCAGUGAUUCAUCUACAGCAGUACCAGAUCUGCAGAGCGUUGCUGCAGUAACUCAGAAUCCAGCCAGCACUGAUGAGCCUCACGUGGCUUCAGAAUGUAGUAGUAGCAAAUUUGUUGGAUAUGUUGGAAAAAUACCACCUUGUACAUCAUUGCCUUUCCCUCCACCUUCACAGACUAGAGAAGAUACUGGCGUUGGGCAGAUGAUCGUUCCAUCUGAGGAUGUCUGUGCCCCAGCAGAAAUUCUCCAACUAACUGAAGAUGGUCACAAUGGCGAGGAACCCACCUUUAUCUUGACCCUAUAUGAGAUUCCUGUUAAGCAGACCUACCUGCCUUCAUCCAGUAAUGAUUGUGUGAUGGCCCUAGACCUUCCCACAGUUGAAAAGCAGGCUUCUUUGGGAUUUUCUGACCAGACACAUAUUUUAUCUACAUCAGAGUCAUUUAGAACAGAUUCAAUGCCCAUGGAAGGAAGUGGGACUGAGAAAGUGUAUCUGCAGAAUGAUUUGGGUGUCAUUACUAAGGAUCUGGCAGAGAGUAGCAAGGAGCAAAUCUCAGCACACACGUCUCCCGAAAUACUUUCACCACAAACAAAGGAUGAAGGCACUUCUGUAAAUCUGCAUUCUGGAUCAGAAUGCACAGAAACAUUACCUCAAGACCACGUAGACACACAGCAGUGUGAGACGGUUUCUCAUUUGGUGCCGGGUGAUCUCGUCGUUCCUGUCUCAGAGAAGGCUGUAAAAAGCAAGCUUCACAGCAAAGAAGACUCUACAGUUAGUCUUCCAGAAAGACAAGACACUCCAUGUGAAGAGCUAGCAAAGGUAGGAGAUUUGUCAGCUGUGUCCAACCCAUUAUGUCUGGAUUCUACAGAGAAGUCAAAAGAUGUACCACUUUCGUCAGAGAAGAAAAAAGCACCUGCUAGAAGGAGGGAGAGACUAGUCAAGCCACAGCCUAAACUGGUUAAAAGGGCACAUGCUAAAGUCGAGGAGUCGAGUCCGCAGACCACUACACAGAUCGUCUUGCCAUCAUCUCAUGGAAACCUGGCAAGUAUUUCAAAUACCACUGAUGAAAAGUCAGUUGAGAGUAUAUCCUCUAUCGAAGGAAACAUGACCUCUGUUAGUAAAGGUAAAGAACUAAAGCCCAAAUCCACUGCAGAGGAAUCUCCAAAAAUGUCUCAGGGUGACUUGGAUCUCGAGUCAAAACACAUCUCUAGUGCUCUUCAGCUAUGCAGGAAUCCUAAGCUUGAAGAGGAAAGCAGAGGAAAUAUACCAGGACAUACUAUAAUUAAAGAUGAUAUGAAGUCAUCUGCAGAGGACAAAGAAUUAUCAAUGGCGAUGCCCAACGAAGGAGCAAUAGUGCAGCCAUGCUGUGAGGACAGGAGAUAUAGUCUGAUGAAGGCGUCAGGUUCUUCGACUGUGGACAGUGAGAAGACUGAGGCAGAAAGAGACUGGUCUCUAGAAAACAGUCUUCCAAGAGCUGGUGAGCACUUUCAAAAGGAACUCAAAAUUGAAAAUGUGUCCCAGACAUUAAUUGAAGACUCACCACAGUCGCCUUUAAUGGACAAUAACUCCUGUCAAAAAGAGUGGCAAGCAGGAGGUGAAGAGAGCGUGCAGUAAGAAUGACCCGACAGAAACAAUGCUGAGUUUACAAACAUCUCCAGAUGCAGCAUCACCACAACUAACUAAUCUACCUCCGAAUGAAAACAUGGUGCUACUUGAAGAACAGUUACAGAGAAAGCAUCACAUCAUGCCAUGCACUGUUCAUCUCUCAAGUCUUGACACUGCAGACUGGAGUCUCAAACCCCCUCAGUGUGAAGAUUUGCACAGACACAAUGAGUCAACAGUGAUGAGCUCACAGAGUGUAACAAAUAUCUCCGAGGCAUCAUGCAUACCAUCACUGUCUGAGGAGAUGAAAUUGGAAGAACCAGAAUUAGAAAAGAAAUCCCCUACGAGAAGUAAAGGCACGAAAAAUGAAUCUUCAACAGAUAGAAAAUGUGGACAUUCAAACCCACUUCAAACUAUUUCACAAACUCGUCAGCUAACCAUAACCGAUUGGGUAAAGAGAAAGUUGCAUCAGACUGCAGCAAACCAAGAAGAAAAAGAAUCUGAGAAGUCUCUUCAAAUGCAUACAAGAUUAAAAGCCAAAGAUGUGCACCAACUCCUGCCUGAGAAGACACUUUUAAAAUCGGAGCAUGCGGAAGAACUUGAGGGUUCUCACUUAGCCCCUACUUUGGAUGAAAAUAAAGAAGUGAAAAAUCAUCAGAAAUGGUCAAGGAAUCAGCUGAAAUCCCAUCUGUAUCACAGGUAAAGAAAUCACCUGCUAGACGGAGAGCCAAACUGCAGGUGAAACCAAUACUGAACAAAAGAGCACGUAUUAGAAGUGAGGGUGAAACUUCAACAGCUGAUCAGCCACAGCCAUCACGGUUCGCCUCAUCAACACGCCAGAGUGCCCAAACAGCCAGAGAGAAGCAAGAGUCUGACCAUGAAGCUAUUCCACCUGUAAAAGAGGAUUUGAAUAUAUCCAGUAUGAAAGCAGACUCAAAGAGUGCAGAAGCUUCUUUGAUAACAAGUGGAUCUCCCAUAUCUCAAGAUACAUGGCCAAGGGUUGUUCUGCCACGUGUAAAGUUAUGCACUACAGAAGCAGGCGUCUGUUUACCAUCAACCUCAACAGUCUCUCCAGUCAGGGAUUCACAAAGUGCACCUCAAUCAGUGACUCCUCUACAGCUGAAGAAAUCCCCUAUGCAAAGGAGCUCUCCUACAGCCAAUGAGAAUCCUGAUAAUGACCCAGCCAGAGUAUCGCAGUUCUUCCUCUGUGAUAUCUUCACUGAAGUAGACGAGUAAUUUCCUCAGAGACUUUGUGAUCUUGCCAUUGCUGCUCAAUAAAUCAAUACCUCUUAUCUAAAGUAUCCAGUAUAAGCUUUUAAAUCAGACACUCUCCUUAUUGUAGAUUUCGCCUUGUCUUGUUGAAGCAAAUGUACUUUUACUUAAAAAAAUCCUUAAUUUAUAUUUAAUUUAUAUUGCUUGAAUUUUGUUUCCUUCACAUGGAGUUCUUCUCAUUAAUAAGCUAUAGCUUUCUGACUUGGUGCAAUGGAUUAUGUGAUAUAAUUCAUGAUAAAUGUAUGUUGUAUUGUUGUUGCUUUAUUUAUUAUUUGAGAUUAAACACAGUGAUGUCUGUGUAUGUCA